This is a messenger RNA of Nestor notabilis (Kea), 396 nucleotides long. Its product is annotated as protein sprouty homolog 3-like. The annotation marks the transcript as partial. The record is from RefSeq and is a predicted model, not a curated record. The transcript has a single exon. NCBI's taxonomy places the organism in Eukaryota, Metazoa, Chordata, Aves, Psittaciformes, Psittacidae.
AUGCAGCUCUCUUCCAGUGUGGCUGAACUCAGCUGUGACGAGACGAUGGACCCAACCACGGAGGACUUCCAGCAGGUCCUGUCCAUCGACCAGAUCCGCUCCAUCCGUGCCAGCAACAACUACGUGGAGAGACCGGCUGCGUGCUUCCAGCAAACCCGCUCCAACCCAUCCCUGUCCCAGCCUCCGCACAAGCAAGAGUGGUCCCAGGACCGCCUGGUGUCUUCCACCUUCCAGGACCUGCACCGCAGCCACAGCCAACAGCACCAGAUGCCACCUUUGCAACAACACAUGAGCCACUCCAGCACGGCCAGCUCCGUCUCCCAGAGCACCACAGCCUCCGACCAGCGCCUCCUGAGCAGCCUCACGCCUUCCCACUCCGGGCACUCCCUGAUCCGG